This is a messenger RNA of Iphiclides podalirius (scarce swallowtail), 1815 nucleotides long. The record is from the annotation of a GenBank genome assembly. NCBI's taxonomy places the organism in Eukaryota, Metazoa, Arthropoda, Insecta, Lepidoptera, Papilionidae.
AUGGAAUUCCGAGACCUGGAGAACUUCGUUCUCGUCAUGUGGAGCGGGGAUCUGGACGAAGACAGACUAUUGGUGCACUUCUGCAAGAAUGGCAGCUGGAUGCAGCCACUGCGCUGUCGGGGUGCAGUGACUUUAGAUAAGAACUGGUCAAAGGUUUACUGCAGCGAUCCCGAGCGAGGAUAUCAGAUAAGUGUCUUCGGACUGAACGAGGAGGAGUCGCGAUGGGACAAACUGGAGGAGCUGCAGCACCGUGAAACGGACACUGCAGAAGCCAUGCUGCAACUGAAACGAGGGAAAAAAGACCGGAUGUUGCUGGCUACGACCACGUAUAGCUUUGUAGUUUGGGACUUUUACAAUUUAAUACCUAGAGGCAACCAUAUUAAGGAGAUGAAGAAAUGUAAAGAGGAUGCUGAAAAGAAAGAUGAGGAAGAAGAGAAAACGGAUGUGGUCUCAGAGAAAGAUCUCCGCCAACAAGGCAUCGUGCUAAAACUGCCUCACACCAUCCGCAACAUCUCAACUAAAAUGACACAGUCCAAUUCCUUCAUGGUCAGCAACAACAAUACUUACGCUGUGGCUGGAGUAAGAAAGAACCUAUACGUGUGGAGUUUGGAAACGACGAAGCUGAUAAAGAUCUUGGAUGCUCAUUUCGGACGGAUAGUACAGCUUGAGCCGUUGACGAUAGGCGCCUGGAACAACGUGAUCACCUCGUCUAUCGAUCGCACCGUGAAGAUUUGGAACAUCGAUAACAUCUUCGAGCAAGUCCAUAAGAUCGAUCGACAAGAGUUGCCAAUCGACUCUAUCAGUCUGGCAAGAGACAAACAGCUUGCGGUUACGGUGACGCGCAGUUGCUGGGGCCUAUGGGACACUAGCACUGGCAGGCUCUUGGCACAGUUGGCAGACGCACCGUUGGGUGCAAUUGUAACGCACGCGGUAGUUACUCCGACCGGUGACAAUGUUGUCACUGCCGAAUCUGGAAACGUGGUGAUAUGGGACAUCGCAGAACAACAGGUGGUCUUUAAAGAAGAGCAGAAAGGCGUGAAGCAAGUACUACUCUUAGAAGAUGGAAGCAAAUUUAUCACCAUCUCAAUGCAAGUGACUACGGAACAUAUUGACAAUUUGGCCGUGGCUAUUAUAGUAGCCCGUACACUACCUGAUGGCGAAAAGAUCUACAGCGUGGAAUUUGAACUCAGAGGAACUGGCUACAAGGCAGCAGUGAUAUCAGCAGAUGAACACCAUAUCGUUGCUCCGGGAGUGGAUAAAUCUUCAAGGGACUGUCUUCACGUGUUUCAUGCUAGAACUGGUGCUAGACUUCACAGGAUUCCAAUAAAGAAUAGCGGGAUUAAGGACAUGCAGUCAAUAGUGGCACUACCACACAAACCACACUGGGUGGGCGUAGUCGGCAAUGACAAAGCUGGAAUACUUGAUAUUAAAACUAAACGACACGUAAGAUUCGUGCCUCGCUGGAACGGCGCGUGCACGAGAGACGGAAAGAUCGGACUCUGCGCCCCGUCGAGGGGUGGCCUCGACCUCAUAGAGCUGAAGAGGGGCACUUCGCUGCAGCAGCUGAUCUCCAGGGCAGCCGAAGGAGUCUUCUCCAUAAUCACGAUGUUCAGUUCAACCGACCAAUACGUCUUCUACUACCACAGCGGUAGAAAAACUCUCAGAGUGUUCAGAACUGUUGACGGACGAGCGGUCGCCGAAUACAGAGCGCCUGCAGAGGUCACUGGUGUUGCAAGUGCCCAUGGUGGCAAAGCGGUUGCACUCGCUUCCCAGGACGGAUGCCUGACAAUACUUAAUAUUGUAGAUCCUCACGAG